GACGUCAGGCCGUGCGGCCGGUCUGGGACCAGGCGGCGGCUCGCGGAGGCGCUUACCCUAGCGUGACGCGAGGACUCCGCUCCCCCGCGGCCCGCCCGCCUGCCGGCCUAGCCGCCGCCUCCUUCGCUCCCUGAGCGCGCCAGGCGAGGGCCAGCGGCUGGGGCGACGCGGAGCGGAGAGGGCGGGCAGGCGGGCGGGCGGGCUGUGGAAGCGCCGGUCUCUAUAUGGCGGCGGCUCUGUCGGGCCUGGCUGUCCGGCUCUCGCGCUCGGCCGCCGCCCGCUCCUAUGGGGUCUUCUGCAAGGGGCUGACUCGUACACUGCUCAUCUUCUUCGACCUGGCCUGGCGGCUGCGCAUCAACUUCCCCUACCUCUACAUCGUGGCUUCCAUGAUGCUCAACGUCCGCCUGCAGGUUCAUAUUGAGAUCCAUUGAAGGCCCUCCUGUACUGACAAAGGCGUGACCUCAGGCCCAUCCCAUCCAAGAACACGAAGCAUGAGGGACAGAAGAGGGCCCCUUGGCACCUGCCUGGCACCAGUGCAGCGGGCCAGAGGAGAUGAUUUGGACAAACUAUUACACAGCCUUAAGAAAAGAAUGCUGAAGGAGGGCCCCUGGCCUGUAGAUGCACCCUCCUGGAUCAAUAAGCCUGCGGUUGGCAGAAAUUCACAGAGUGCUGCAUUAUCACUGGAAAUGAGAAAGGAUCCUAGCGGGGCUGGCCUCCGGCUUCACGGUGGUGACCUAGUGCUUCCACAUGUGAAAGAAUCAAUAAGAAAUCUAGCCUCAGUGGCUGCUCCGAGUGCAGCCAUGGGUUUGUUCUCUGCUCCAACAGAGUGUUUUGCUGGGGUGUCCUGCAGUGGUGUUGAAGCUCUGAGGUGGGACUGGCUGGGAGGAGGGCCCGAGGCCACCAACGGCCACAAAGGACAGUGCCCCAAAGGAGAGCCUCGGGUGUCAGGACUGCCACACCAUCAAAAACUGCAGGAAAUGGGAAGUUGUCAGGAUGACCCACCAAGUGCUUUUCUCGAGG
Molecule: messenger RNA, 1020 nt
Organism: Cebus imitator (Panamanian white-faced capuchin)
Lineage: Eukaryota; Metazoa; Chordata; Mammalia; Primates; Cebidae
Product: small integral membrane protein 10-like protein 2A
Exons: 2
Coding region: 225-431 (68 amino acids)
Source: RefSeq, a predicted model, not a curated record